This is a messenger RNA of Musa acuminata AAA Group (dessert banana), 1380 nucleotides long. RefSeq names its product NDR1/HIN1-like protein 1. NCBI's taxonomy places the organism in Eukaryota, Viridiplantae, Streptophyta, Magnoliopsida, Zingiberales, Musaceae. The record is from RefSeq and is a predicted model, not a curated record. Gene Ontology annotation, cellular component: plasmodesma; plasma membrane. The coding region runs from base 535 to 1170 and encodes 211 amino acids. Gene Ontology annotation, biological process: defense response to other organism. The transcript has a single exon.
UAAAAGAAGAGAUAUCAUAUUUAUGCUUUUGGUAAUUGGUUUUAUUAUUGGUCGUAGAACAGCAUUUUCUUUUAUAUACGGUUCAUGAGAUGGCAUGAGAUGUCCAUCGAAAUUAGAUCAAACUAGCGGCAUUAGUACUUAUGUACUUACUAUUUUCCGAGUUAUCAUUACUACAAAGGAAUUAUCCAUUAUGUAAUUAAGUUAAAAUAUAAUUUUAUAAAUAUGCCUAAUUAUGAUUUUGAGAUCUUCAUCGGCUCACAAGUUUAGUAACCAAAAAUAAAAUCAAGAUUACUCUUUAGUUAGUUUUUAGAAUUUAAUUAUGAUUAAGGAAGAAUAAAUGUUUGAAAAAUCACAGAAGAAAAAAGAGAAGAUAAGAGGAAACAAAGUAAAUAUAUACUGCAGGUCUCAUUAUUUUGUUUUUAGGGAGAAAACUUGAAAGCUUCGACUGUGACAACAAGCCGCACCUGUGCGUUUAUAAGUCACACUCGCUACUCCGCUCCUUCAACCACUCUCUCUCUCUCUGUUGGAUCGAUCAUGGCGAAGGACUGCGGCAUCCACGGUAAGCACAAGCGGCACAAGCUGUUUCUCCGGCUGUUGGCGGCCUUCCUGUCGCUGGUGGUUGUCCUCCUCCUCGCCGUCCUCAUCGUCUGGCUCGUCCUCCGCCCCACCAAGCCCAUGUUCUAUCUCCAGGACUUCUCCCUCCUCCAGUUCAACUUCACGCACGGCGACGCCGCCCUCCUCACCUCCGUCCUCCAGGUCACCCUCUCCUCCCGCAACCCCAACGGUCGCAUCGGCAUCUACUACGACCGCCUUGACGCCUACGCCGCCUACAAAGGCCAGCAGUUCACCGCCGCAACUUUCCUCCCGCCCGGCUACCUCGGCCACAACGACGUCGCCAUCUGGUCCCCUUACCUCUACGGCACCGCCGUACCCCUCGCCCCUUACCUCGCCGACUCCAUCUCCCAAGACGAGAGCGCCGGUUACCUCCUCCUCUACGUCCGCGUCGACGGCCGCCUCCGGUGGAAGGUCGGCACCUGGAUCUCCGGCCACUACCGCCUCCAGGCCAACUGCCCUGCUUUCCUCAUCGUCGACAGCGGCAAGUCACAAAGCGACGCCCCGGCGCCAAUCGUCCGCUUCCAGCAGAACACCGCCUGCAGCGUCGUUGUGUGACGAGGCCAUUGACGACCGUGACGACCAUCGACUGUGGCGGUGACGGUGACGGUGACGUGCUUCUACCUCCGUCGUCUUCUUUCACGUUUCCGUUUUGACGACGUUUUAGUGACCGUGGCUGGUCUGUUUUCUUUCUUACUUCUCUUCCUGGUAUGGUAGAUAGUAUAAUAUUAAAUAGGUAAUAUAUAAUCUUUUGACGCAGAAAUAAAG